GAGGUGGGGGGGUAGGGAGGGAGAAAAAGAAAGAAAAUAUUUUCCGUGUCCCCGCCUGCGGAGUCAGUGUGCGGUUUGGGAGAAAAUGUGUCGGAUAUUUUGGGGCGGUCACGUGGGCGGGCGGGCUCCAAGAGGCCCCGGGAUUGUCCCAGCCUAGAGCCGUGCCCCCCUGAAGCCCCCCAUUACCGCGAGUCACUAACACCGCGGCGCUCCAUCCCCGAGACCGCCCGACGCCGGGACCUCGGGGUUCUGCGGCCUUACUUCCCCCGCCCUCCCCUCCAGCGGUUUCCACCAGGUCCCUCACCUCAGCCUGGCCCAGUAUGUAGGAGGGAAUCUCUGCAGAGGCCAGAGGGACUCUUGGAGAUCCAUUGGGCAGGCCAGGCAGGGUGGGCACGGAGCCUCCCAGGCCAGGGCAGUGGGCAUGGGCGGGGGCUGCAGCUGAAGACCACCCCCGCCCACUGCAGAGUCCAAGGGAUUCCCACGCAGCAGCUACCAUGGCCACCAAUAAGGAGCGACUCUUUGCACCCGGUGCCCUGGGGCCUGGAUCUGGUUACCCAGGAGCAGGCUUCCCGUUCGCCUUCCCGGGUGCACUCAGAGGUUCACCACCAUUUGAGAUGCUGAGCCCUAGCUUCCGGGGCCUGGGCCAGCCUGACCUCCCCAAGGAGAUGGCUUCUCUCUCUGUGGAGACACAGAGCACUAGCUCGGAGGAGAUGGUGCCCAGCUCUCCCUCACCCCCACCACCUCCUCGGGUCUAUAAGCCAUGCUUUGUAUGCAAUGACAAGUCUUCCGGCUACCACUAUGGGGUCAGCUCCUGUGAAGGCUGCAAGGGCUUCUUCAGACGCAGCAUCCAGAAAAACAUGGUGUAUACAUGUCACCGUGACAAAAACUGUAUCAUCAACAAGGUCACCAGGAAUCGAUGCCAGUACUGCCGGCUACAAAAGUGUUUCGAAGUGGGCAUGUCCAAGGAAGCUGUAAGGAACGAUCGGAACAAGAAGAAAAAGGAGGUAAAGGAGGAGGGCUCGCCCGACAGCUACGAACUGAGUCCACAAUUAGAGGAACUCAUCACCAAGGUCAGCAAAGCCCACCAGGAGACUUUCCCCUCGCUCUGCCAGCUGGGCAAGUAUACCACGAACUCUAGCGCAGAUCACCGGGUGCAGCUGGACCUGGGGCUCUGGGACAAGUUCAGUGAGCUGGCCACCAAAUGCAUCAUCAAGAUUGUGGAGUUUGCGAAGCGGCUGCCUGGUUUUACAGGACUCAGCAUUGCCGACCAGAUCACACUGCUCAAGGCUGCCUGCCUGGACAUCCUAAUGCUGCGGAUCUGCACAAGGUAUACCCCAGAGCAAGACACCAUGACAUUCUCCGAUGGGCUGACCCUGAACCGAACCCAGAUGCACAAUGCUGGCUUUGGGCCCCUUACAGACCUCGUCUUUGCCUUUGCUGGGCAGCUGCUGCCCCUGGAGAUGGAUGACACCGAGACUGGGCUACUUAGUGCUAUCUGCCUCAUCUGUGGAGACCGAAUGGACCUGGAAGAGCCUGAGAAGGUGGACAAGCUGCAGGAGCCCCUGCUGGAAGCCCUGAGGCUUUAUGCCCGGCGACGGAGACCCAGCCAACCCUACAUGUUUCCAAGGAUGCUUAUGAAAAUCACAGAUCUCCGGGGCAUCAGCACUAAGGGAGCAGAAAGGGCUAUAACCCUGAAGAUGGAGAUUCCUGGCCCUAUGCCUCCCCUGAUCCGAGAGAUGCUGGAGAACCCUGAGAUGUUUGAGGAUGACUCCUCGAAGCCUGGCCCCCACCCUAAGGCUUCCAGUGAGAAUGAAGCUCCAGGGGCCCAGGGCAAAAGGGGCCAAAGUCCCCAACCUGACCAGGGCCCCUGACCUACCCCACUGUGGGGUUGGGCCCCAGGCAGCAGACUGACCAUUUCCCAGAUAACCGCCAGUGACUGGGGGAGGACCUGCCCCGCCCACUCCCCACCCUUUCAAUGAGCUCGUUGUUUUGCCAAAGUUUCUAGGGGUGCCUGUGUUCACCCCUGUCCUGUUCUAACCGGCUCCCUCUACAGUCCGGAGGGACUGCCACGCACCUACCAGAAGAGCUGGAGAAGGGGCAAGCCUGGGUCUAGACUCUAAAAUCUCAGCACUGCCUUUCGGAUUCAGGCCACAGGCUCCCCACACAAGAGGAAGCCCCGCCUUCCCACAGCCCUUUCCUCUGCCAGGUGCUUGGGCCUCUGGGAGCAAACAGGAACACUAGAGACCAAAAAGGGGGGCCCUCAGGGAGGGCUGAGCCCACCCUUGUGCCCCACCCAGAGCGCCUGACGCUGUGUGAUGAACCUGCCGCGCUCAGUGCCCUCUGUGCCCCAUCCUAAUCCUCCUGCCAGGUGUAGGGGCAGGCUGGGGCCUGCGUUUCUGGGGUGGGGCCUUAGGGGGAAGGGAGAAAUGUGAGCCCAUUCUGUACCUCUGCUGAAGUACAGCACUCAUCCUGGGCCCUCGAUUUUAUAAGCCUCUCCCUUACUCCUGUCUUGUGCCUUGGCCUCCCGCCCUCAUCUCAGCCAUCAGGCGGGGCCCUCCUACACUACAGAGGGGCCAGGGGUCCCUCUCCUAGUGCCUUCUACCCUUGACCCCCCAGAGCAGGUUGGCCCCUGGGAGGGGAGAUGCUGCUUAGCUGAUCCCACCCUGACCCAGAGGAAACCUCUAUUUAUUUAUUAGCUUUUGUUUACACCCUGGAAAUGACCCCUUCCUCCAGGGGUCUUGGGAGGGGGGAGCCCAGGGCCUCUGUGACCCCCUUUCUUUCUUUUCCCAAGCCCCCAGUUUAUAUUUAGCUGCCAAAUAAGAUUCCUGCAGGCUCCCCCUUUUCUCUGGGGGGUUAGGGUGCUGUCCCCUCCCCUCUGUUUACAUCUCCUACCCCGCUGUUCGCAUAUUGCUGAGUUUUCUAUUUUUGCAAAAUAAAGUGAUGGAAACUCAA
Molecule: messenger RNA, 2952 nt
Organism: Mastomys coucha (southern multimammate mouse)
Lineage: Eukaryota; Metazoa; Chordata; Mammalia; Rodentia; Muridae
Gene: Rarg
Product: retinoic acid receptor gamma
Exons: 10
Coding region: 495-1871 (458 amino acids)
Biological process (GO): retinoic acid receptor signaling pathway; regulation of transcription by RNA polymerase II; cellular response to corticotropin-releasing hormone stimulus
Cellular component (GO): transcription regulator complex; nucleus
Molecular function (GO): zinc ion binding; RNA polymerase II cis-regulatory region sequence-specific DNA binding; nuclear receptor activity
Source: RefSeq, a predicted model, not a curated record